AGUUAAAAUAGAACGCGUUUUCUGUUCUUCCAUGAGCUCUUGCAUUGUUGGAAACUCGGAACUUUAAAAGGAAGUUCAGCCCCUAUAGCAAUUCUUCUCGCCGAAAGUUCCUCGACGUUUGUGCUUUUUCUCGUCACAAUCUGCUCAGCUGUUCUGCGGUGGGAUCCAUUUGGCGCCCAACUGCCGAACAUUUUUGUUUCUUGGUAGCCUGUGAAGAUGGGGUUUUCAGCAGUCGCUAUUUCGAGUUCACUAUGGGGCGGUUAUACUAAUGGAAGCCGUCCUCGGCAAAGAGGAUCAAUAAAGAUUUUACCUUUCGACAGUAAUCACAUGCUCAAAUUGAACAAUCUCACAAUUGCUGAGGUUUUCAGUAAGCCCCAAUCGACGAGGUCCUCUUUCUGCGCGUCCGAGGUCAUUGAUUUUGAGGAGAGGACAAGCCCUGCUGAGGUCAAGAAAGAAAUCGAGCAGUGCUAUGAACUCAUUCAAAGACUUGGCAGAGGUGCUGUCUACUUGGGUUCGUCAAGGUUGGGACCUGACCAUCCACAUUAUAUACAAGCAUUCAAUUUGGCAAAAGAUAUUGCGAAUCUCUUAAAUUGUACUUCAUGGUCAGGAGCGGGACCCGGGCUAAUGGAUGCAGUUACUAAAGGCGCUCUCCAAUCAGGAAAGCCCGUUGGUGGAUUCAAGAUAGCUAAGGAAGCUGGAGAAUGGACUGCAACUAAUUUUCAUCCGUACUUACCAUCAGACAGUUAUUUAACUUGCAGGUUUUUUUCUGCAAGAAAGCAUGGUUUGGUUGAUGCAGCUGUUAGAGUUAGUCAGUCAGAGAAGACAGCAGUUAUUGCUCUUCCUGGUGGAAUUGGCACUUUAGACGAAGCUUUUGAAAUUUUGGCGCUCGUUCAACUGGAAAGAAUUGGGUCGACUUUUCCCGUUCCUUUCCUUGUGAUGAAUUACGACUCGUUUUACUCGAACCUAAUGGAGUUUAUCGAGGAUUGUGAGGGUUGGGGUACUGUUUCGAGCGGUGAGGUGGCAUCGUUGUGGAAAGUUUGCAACACCAACUAUGAAGCUUUGGCUUACCUGGCAGAAUACUAUGGGACCUCCUACUAACAAAAGGUGCCCACAACCCAUUCUUUUGGUCGAGGCUUUAGUGUGAUGCUCGUUUAUGCCAUCUUUUAUACUUACAAUUGUAGGCAGCAUUGAUGAAGAAUUUAAACUUAAUGUCAAAAGUAAAACUGCUUUGGUGGUGUAUCCCAGUAGUUUAGACGUUGAAAAAUGUUGUGUUUUAAUUAUUUGAUAGGCAGGGAUUGUUGAAAAAUCAAGAAAUGAUGCAUUUUUCUUAGAUUUUGGAGAAUAAUAUCUAGGAGUGCAUGGUGAUAAUUAUUACUUAUUUUUCAUUCAUGCUAUCAGGAAUGUGGUCUAGUUUAUAUGAAUAUUUACUGUAUGGAUUGCAAAAAUGCUCCCAAUAUGUUUUAUCUGUACUUCGUCCUGAAAGUUUAGACGUGGAAAAAUCUUUGUAGCAUUUGUUAUUUU
Molecule: messenger RNA, 1521 nt
Organism: Striga asiatica
Lineage: Eukaryota; Viridiplantae; Streptophyta; Magnoliopsida; Lamiales; Orobanchaceae
Source: the annotation of a GenBank genome assembly